Messenger RNA from Heterobasidion irregulare TC 32-1, 270 nucleotides. RefSeq lists its product as uncharacterized. Lineage: Eukaryota; Fungi; Basidiomycota; Agaricomycetes; Russulales; Bondarzewiaceae. The transcript has 3 exons. The record is from RefSeq and is a predicted model, not a curated record. The coding region runs from base 1 to 270 and encodes 89 amino acids.
AUGGCCCCCCCUCUAGCUGAUAUCCUUCAUAGAGGCGCUGUUCUCACUCUUGUGGGAAUUUCUGUUUGGGGUAUCGGCACAGGUGUCAUGGUACACAGGGAUACUCUGAGAAGGGGCAGAGAGAUGUUAGCGCAAAGAGAAGCCGAUGGGCUGCCCAACGAGGAUCCUGUAAAACAAGAGCAUCAGGAAGAGAUCAACGAGCAAACCUGGGCGGAAGCCGCACAAGUCGUGUUGAAGGGUCGUGGGCCCAAUGCAAGUUCGUCACCCUGA